AUUCAUUAUUCACUCCAACAGUUAGUGAAGGUCCGUAGAUGAGAAAGCAUCGACUAAGUAUGUCGUCCUUAAGCUUGUGGUUCGUGCCGGUGCUUCUUGCCACAUGUAUCUGUUGUGUUCUCGGACGGACUUGCACACAAACAUCGAACUGCGAUUGCGGUGACCAAUGUGUGGAUAGUAGCAACAUGGAACACUGCAUGGGAGGAAGCGAUUGUGUUUGCAAGACAGGCUGCGUCGUUGUACAUACGUUUAUACCAGCUGGACAAGCAAAGAAAGUUCACUGUAACCGUUGUUCCUGUCCUACAAAUUCCGCACAUAGCAACGGGAAACCUACUUGUUCUAGAGUGGCAUGGUGCAACGUCCCUCCGGAGACAGACAUUUACCAAGAUAAUCCAAACUGUCCAAAAACACCCUCAAAUGAUCGUGUUGGUGGCUUGGAGUGUGUCGCAGUGACUCGCAGAUAAAUAUUUAAUAUAUAUAAGAUUUGCUUUCUGAUGCACGCACCAGAUGCUACAGUUUUUAUGUAAUUAUGAUAUAGUUUUUUUGUUUUUUUAGUGAUUUAAUUAUAUUUUUUCUGCUUUAAAAAGGGUUUUGAAAUAAAUAAUUAAAUGUA
Messenger RNA from Mya arenaria, 613 nucleotides. RefSeq lists its product as uncharacterized. NCBI's taxonomy places the organism in Eukaryota, Metazoa, Mollusca, Bivalvia, Myida, Myidae. The coding region runs from base 39 to 464 and encodes 141 amino acids. The transcript has 4 exons. The record is from RefSeq and is a predicted model, not a curated record.